Molecule: messenger RNA, 1194 nt
Organism: Drosophila arizonae
Lineage: Eukaryota; Metazoa; Arthropoda; Insecta; Diptera; Drosophilidae
Source: RefSeq, a predicted model, not a curated record
CCGUAACUAAAGCUUUGCAAACAACAAUUAUGGCACAAGGCGUAGAUUCAAAAUUUUAAAUGUUUCAACUCUACAAAUUUCAAGUUAAAAAUUACAUUCUAUUCAUUAGCUAUUUGCAAUUCAUUUCACAAUGAUGGUACGACGUCGCGGCAUGGGAGCUGGCCUGAGCGCCUUCCAGCAACCACCGCCUCAGCAGCAUCCAGUUCAGCAGCAGAUGGGCCACCUUAACAUGUCCUGGCUGAGCGGUGCAACGCCCCAAUGGACGCCGCGUCGCGACACGUUCGUCUCGAACGUGUGCAACAAAAUGGUGGGCGCUGUGCCACGCAUGCCGAAGCUACGCGCGCCCGAGCCGAGCAGCCGUAAGCUAAGCCGCCUGCGGCGAAAUCUAAUGAACAUUUCGCCGCAAUUCACAAGCACAGCGAAUUGGCAGCAGCCUGUGCAGCGAGCACAGCCCAAGCUGUGGUACAGCUCGAAUACGCACAUUCAGCCGAAUUCGCCGCUGUGGUCGCAUUCGAUUAUGACGGCCUAUGCGAAGGGACAGCAGCAAACAAUUAACGAUAUAUCGGUGCAGCUGAAGCAACAGCUGCGCCAGCUCAGGCAGCAAUGCCUGCGUAAUCAACAGCAGCAGCAGCAACAACAGCAGCGGCAGCUACAUAAGCAGCAGCAACAGCAGCAGCAACAGCGACAGCAACAACAACAGCAUCAGCAACAGCGCCAACAGCAGCAGCGACAGCAGCACCAUAAGCAUUUUAAGCCUAGUUUUGUGCCGUUCAAUUUUGGCAAAUGCGCAAAUAAUUUAAUCAGCUGUCUGGAGAGCAAUGCCGCUUUUGCGCACAAGCAAGCGGCAAACUUAAAUGCUAUGCAGCAGCAGCAACAGCAUCAACAGCCGCAACAGCAGCAACAGCAGCAACAACAUAUGCAGCAACAACAUAUGCAGCAACAGCCUCCCCAGCUGCCCCCGCAGGAUGCCUACAGUUUUACGGAUGGCUUUAACUAUGUGAAGCUGGCCAAGCAUAUGGCCAAAAAGAUUAUGGAAUCACCGGAGAUCGCGCCCAAAUCGCCGGUCGCCAGCAAAUCGAAUCCGAGUUCAAAGACGACAAGCUAACGGUCAAUCAAGGCCAAGAUAUCGAUGCGAAUCUGAAGUAUAUAACUGAGCGGCUGUUGGCUGAUUUGUCGGAGAUCUUGAAGGGCAAG